GGCAACCGGAAAAACACAGAGCAGAAGGCUAAAGGCACAUAAUAACAUCGAAAUUCGAAAGCUAAAAAAAAAUUAAUUAUUUUUUUGGUUAAACAAUCAACCAGAAGCCCCAUCUGAGCAGAGCGGGUCGUCCGGAAAAGCAGCCAAAAAUUGAGAUGUCUGACAAGCAGCAAAAGCAGCCAGCGAAGCCAGCAAAGGCGGCAAAGCCAGCAAAGGAUGCGAAUCCGGGCAGCAGCGGAAACAGCAAUACGCGACCCAAUGCCAGCCAGAUGGAGCAAACGGAGAAUACGAAUGUGUUUAAGCAGCUCUUUGCCACGCUCGAGGCAGAGCACCAGAAGCUACAGGAUCUGGAGCAGCGUCGUCUCAGGCUCACCGAAGAGAUGAAGAAUCUGCGCGAAAUGCUGCAGCAGGAGAAUCGCAGGCUGCGCAGCAGCUCCGAGGAGGCCCAGGCCCGUAAAAAUGCCACAGCAGGAUCAGCAGCAGCCGGAGCAGCGACCAGUUCUCCAGUUGCCAAAAAAUCGAAGAGCGUGCAAAUAGCCAAACAGCCACCAAAAAUCGCCAAUCAACAUCAAAUGCUCGACAUGAUUGACCAGGGCAUGGACUUGAACACAUUGGAUAAUCAAAUGGCUGGGCGUGCCGGCAAGGAAAAGCUGCAACUGUUGCCAGCAGAUCCCAGCGAGCCAAUCGGCCCACAAGCGUCCGAAGUGCUCAUCCAGCUGAUCGAUUCGAACUCAGCCUUGAGGCAGCUGCAGACAAUCGAAUUGCCAGCGCUGUGGCAUACGCCCGUCAGCUCAGUGGAUCUGGAGUCAUUUAUACAGAUGUCGAACACAUCCGUGGCCCAAUCAAGCACUGAGGAGUCUAGAGACGCCGCGGACAGCGCCGCCGCUGAAUGAGUGCGUCGAUAACAGGCUAGAUCGUUUGAGGUGCUCAGUAUACCCAUAUACUAUAUAUACCAGGGUACCCAACAUAAAGUUCACUAACAAAUUUUAGUAUUCAAUGUUUGACAUAAGUACACGAAAGCCAACCUGAUCAGACUGUAAAACAACGAA
Messenger RNA from Drosophila montana, 1049 nucleotides. RefSeq lists its product as uncharacterized. The record is from RefSeq and is a predicted model, not a curated record. The transcript is spliced from 2 exons. The coding region runs from base 156 to 893 and encodes 245 amino acids. NCBI's taxonomy places the organism in Eukaryota, Metazoa, Arthropoda, Insecta, Diptera, Drosophilidae.